GGCGACACAACAGGAAAUCGCGCUGCCUUGGCUGGGCGGCCAGGCGGGAGCAGAGAGCUGUGCCGAGCCGUCCCAGGGGCGCUCCUGUCCCCUGGCCCUUCACCCCUCUGGGCAGCUCGCGGAGAGUCCGCGCCUCUGCCGCCCUCCAUGGAAGGGGGACAGGAGCCAGGGAGCAGCCGCUGGCCCCAGGGUGGAAGAUGCAGGGCCGAAGCCCCCAGCUGAGCAUGGAGCUGAACAGACUACUCUUCCUCACAUCCUUCCUCCUGCACUUUGAGGGCCAUGCCAGCCCAACACGCCUCAUCUGUGACAACAGACUCAUACAGAAGUACAUUGAGGAGGCCAAGGACAUGGAGAAGAAAGCGGGCCAAUGCCAGGCACUGCCCACACUCAGCUGUCCUGCGGUACUGCCCUUGGUAGACUUCAGCCUCCAGCAGUGGAAAUCCAAAUCGAGAGAAACCAAGCGGCGGGAGAUCCUCUGUGACCUGGCACUGCUGGUGGGUGCUGUGGCAGGGGCCCAGAGCCAGGUGACUGAGGAGUGUGGGGCCUGGCAGCUGAGCCAACUUUACCGACGCACCAACUCCUUCCUCCUGCUCCUGCAGACCUUCAGCUGGAAGGAAGGACCCUGGGAGCCAGGCUGCUCCCCACACUCCAUGGAGCAGACCCACAUCACCAGCAUCUUCCUCACCUACCGGCAGCUGGUGCAGGGGAAGCUGCACUUCUUCUUCCACGAUCUGGCCAAGGACUCGUGCAAGCAAGGCCAGGAGGGUGGCAGAGACCCUCGGUGAGGCUGCGCACAGGGCUCACCCCUAAUCCCAGGUCAGAGCAAUCCUGCCAGAUCUUGAACUGUGCUCUGGGUGCCCAGGAAGGUACCUGCAGGGAAAGGGUGCGCUCUGGCACCUCAAGCCUUCGAUGAACUUCCAGCCCAUGGAGGCAGACAGCAGCAAUGCCUGUGUGCCCGCAGGCACAGGCCCUGCCACCCAGGCAGGCACUUCUACUGUGAAUGCUUUAUGAAUACUUUACAAUUAAAGAACUAUUUUUGUAGAGAAUCAUUUGUGCUCUUUUCACC
This is a messenger RNA of Cuculus canorus (common cuckoo), 1066 nucleotides long. It is a transcript of the gene THPO, whose product is annotated as thrombopoietin. Lineage: Eukaryota; Metazoa; Chordata; Aves; Cuculiformes; Cuculidae. The coding region runs from base 198 to 785 and encodes 195 amino acids. The transcript is spliced from 5 exons. The record is from RefSeq and is a predicted model, not a curated record. Gene Ontology annotation, molecular function: erythropoietin receptor binding; hormone activity; cytokine activity. Gene Ontology annotation, biological process: positive regulation of ERK1 and ERK2 cascade; positive regulation of hematopoietic stem cell proliferation; thrombopoietin-mediated signaling pathway. Gene Ontology annotation, cellular component: extracellular region.